AUGAGCGCCAACAAGAGGAUUAGAUCGCUUCAAAUAUCCCGCCCCGUUGUCAUAGGCAAUACAGCCCGCGCGAUAACCCCCGAAGAGCGGGAGAAAGACGCUACGAUUCCACCGACGCACACGCACCGAUGGACGAUAUCGGUGCGCUCGCCUAGCCCUCAGCGUGCAGAAAGCAGCUAUGACGAGGGAUGCGAGGGGAUACACGACGAGGGAUUAUCGACGUGGCUGCGACGCGUGCAAAUACGUCUGCACGAUACAUACAAAGACAAUAACCGCACUCUCGACAAGCCCCCGUUCGUCGUUAGCGAGACUGGUUGGGGGGAGUUCGAGGUGGUGAUCCGUCUCCAUUUCCCAAGCGAGGCCGGUGAACGCCCCAUGGUACUCCACCACAUGCUCAAGCUCCAUCCGUGGAACGUCACAAGCUCAAUCCCCAGAGACGACGGCUUGCCUCCUACAGUGCACAGCUGGCAGUACGAUGAGAUCGUAUUCAGCGAUCCUCAUGAAUCUUUCUUCCACCUCCUCACAUGCAAUCCACCGCCACCCCUGCCAGAUUCAGGACCAUUCAGCAAACAGGACAUUCACAGCGAGACUACGAAACUCAACAAGGCCAGACGAAUAACUGUUGCUGAGACUACCAAGCUGAGAGACGAGCUUAUAAGAAUGGAGGCUGAGUUGAAGGCGGUGAGGAGGGCGUGA
Molecule: messenger RNA, 696 nt
Organism: Wallemia ichthyophaga EXF-994
Lineage: Eukaryota; Fungi; Basidiomycota; Wallemiomycetes; Wallemiales; Wallemiaceae
Product: Protein AF-9-like protein
Exons: 2
Coding region: 1-696 (231 amino acids)
Biological process (GO): chromatin remodeling; regulation of transcription by RNA polymerase II
Cellular component (GO): Swr1 complex; NuA4 histone acetyltransferase complex
Molecular function (GO): histone binding
Source: RefSeq, a predicted model, not a curated record